AUGGACUUCACGACCAUCCUGAACAGGAAAAACUCCGCCGCUGCAGCAGCCGCCGCCGAAGCGCAGCUACAACAACAGUACUUUCAGCAGAGUGCCCAGUUGCACGGAGCAUCGCCCACGAUGAAGAGCGAAUCUGGUGGCUCGGACAACCCGGUCAACGCAUACCCUCCCCACGGUCCCCCACCCAUGCAGAUGGACGCUGGGCUCGCCGACACCUUCUACUACGCACAGCCCACGGGCUCCACCCCCGAAACAUGGCCUAUGCUCCUGCGGGAUACGCUGGCGAUCCGCAGAUGCAGCAGGAACCUGUUCCUCAAGGGAGGUCGGGCGUUGACCCGCCUCCCAAGACCUUCCAUUGCUCAACCUGUAACAAGGGAUUCGCGCGGCGCAGCGACCUUGCACGUCAUGCGUAUUCAUACUGGAGUUAGACCCCACGCUUGCGAUUGGCCUGGGUGUGGGAAGCAAUUCAUCCAGCGCUCCGCGCUGACAGUGCAUUCCCGUGUGCAUACUGGAGAGAAGCCGCAUAUGUGCGAGCGUUGUGGCAAGCCUUUCAGUGACUCGUCUUCGUUGGCAAGACAUCGCCGUAUUCACUCCGGGAAGCGCCCCUACAAAUGCCCGUACGCCAACUGUCAGAAGACAUUCACGCGCCGCACGACAUUAACCCGACACCAAAAUCACCACACUGGUACAAUCGAAGAGGCCGCGGCUGAGACCGAGGCCCAAUUGCGCCAAAACAAGGACCGUGGUCGACCUGGCGAAGGAAUGUUCUCCGAGCAUGGCUCAAUCCACUCCACACCCUCUCCUGCACAGCACCCAUCUAUGUCACCCGGUGGUGAGCUUCCUCCUUUGAACAUGCACCGCUCCGCUGGCGACUACUACAUGGGCACCGGUCCCAUCCCGCCUCAUGUGCGCGGCGAUUUCCCCCAAGCCAGCCCCCGGGCUUCCCCAACUGCCACAUCCCCCUCGCUCUCCAGCUACGGUAGUGCGCCUCAUGCUCGGCCAUCCAUGACCUCGCAUCCCUAUGCUCCGCCCCAACCACUGGAGCCGCCCGCCAACAGCGACCACCGGCCCAAUAGCGUCAGCGGGAGCCCUCAUAUGACCAGCCUAGGCUGGGCAUCUCCCUCGCAUGGCAGCAUGCCUUCCCCAGGCUCAGCCAACGACUUCACCUACCCCGAGCCGAAUGGUCCGGCAUACCCUACCUCCAUGCCACCACACAUGUACUUCCCCAACUCCACCAUCCGUCGUCCUACCAGCACGGAGCCGGAGAACUACGAAAUGAAGCCUCGCGGCGAUCACUCAUGGUCCACAGCUGUAUGA
Penicillium antarcticum is the source of this 1317-nucleotide messenger RNA. Its product is annotated as putative C2H2 finger domain protein. Gene Ontology annotation, biological process: regulation of transcription by RNA polymerase II. The coding region runs from base 1 to 1317 and encodes 438 amino acids. The transcript is spliced from 3 exons. Gene Ontology annotation, cellular component: transcription regulator complex; PcG protein complex. NCBI's taxonomy places the organism in Eukaryota, Fungi, Ascomycota, Eurotiomycetes, Eurotiales, Aspergillaceae. Gene Ontology annotation, molecular function: DNA-binding transcription factor activity, RNA polymerase II-specific; RNA polymerase II cis-regulatory region sequence-specific DNA binding. The record is from RefSeq and is a predicted model, not a curated record.